Molecule: messenger RNA, 4743 nt
Organism: Phaedon cochleariae (mustard beetle)
Lineage: Eukaryota; Metazoa; Arthropoda; Insecta; Coleoptera; Chrysomelidae
Source: the annotation of a GenBank genome assembly
AGUGAAAGGGAACUGGGAAGUGAAAGAUCUUGAAGAGAAAGGAUAUUUUUAUUAAUAAAUGAAUUAUUUAAAAUUAAUUGAAUAAAAUGGGAUCACAUACAUUAGAAGCCUAAUAAGGUAAUUCUUGAAUUUUCUAAAUCGAAAAUUGUGACGCUAGCAAAUUAAUAUACCUGCAAAAGAAAACGUCUGUGAAACAUCAAAAAACUCAUGGAGUUUAAAAUGUUUUCUUUGGAAGAAAAUCUAGCCUGAAAUUACGGAACUCAGAUUCCAUUCAUCAGAAUGAUGAUUGUUCUUGUAGUAAGUUGAUUCAUUAGAUCAAUGUUUUUAUUUUAGAAUUCUGUUUUGAAGUGGUAAUGGACUUCCAUAGCUUGUCACAAAGCUCUUCUGUAUCAGUAAACAGUUACCAAGGAGAAUUUGAAGAUAAUUGUCUUUCAGUGAACUCAAAUAAGGAUCCCCUGUUCUAUGAGAAAUCAGCAACCCUUAAAAAUGACUCAGGUUGUGAUUUACAUUGGGAAGAAAGUUGUGAUGAUUUAUCACUUCAGUCACAAUGUUCCUUAAUGAACAAUAAUAAGAAUGAUCUUUAUAAUUUGGAGCUUGAUAUGAAAAUAGAUUAUCAUGAUAAGAUUGAUCAUCUGUUGAGAAGUAACAGGCAACUGGAGUCUGAAUUGAAUACUGCAAAGGAGCAAAUUCAAAGGUUAUUGGGAGACCUCAGAUUUGGGAAUACAAAAAUAGACAAUAAUUACUUGAGGUUGGAAAAGAAACAUUAUGAUCUUAUGUUACAGAAUUCAGCACUGCAAUUCAAUUUGUCCCAAAUUCAGAUUUCUAAAAGUGAAAUGGAUGUUAGCAGCAAACAAUUACAAAUAGAUAGAGAUAAUUUGGAGAUUGAUGUAAGUACAAAAAAUGCUGUUAUCACAGAACUAAAACAAAAAAUAUCCAGUCAGUUUGUAGAAAUACAUAAAUUAACACAGCUAUCUAAUGAAAAAAACCUCUUGGUGAAUCAACUAAACUGUGAGUUACAGCAAGCAAAGAACAGCCAUGAGUGGCUAAAAACCCAGCUCAGAAAUUGCCAAGAGGAUAAAAAAUCAUUGUUAAGUGAACUGACAAACCUCAAAUCUGAAUUGAUUUCUCAGAAGGAGAAAAUAUCACUUCUCAGCAUAGAUAAGGAAAAUAUCCUGAUUCAAUGGGAGGCUUUACAAUUUGAGAAAUCAAAAGACAGGCUCACUGAAUGUAAAAUGUGUAUGAAUAGUUUAAUACAAAGUGAACAAAUACAUAUUACUGAGAAAAGUCAUGAUGAAAUUUGUUUGAAAUGGUGUGAAGAAAACCUGGAAGAACUCAGAAAUGAAAUUUCACAGCUCAAGGCCUUGAUAGUGUUGAAAGAUGAGAUAUUUCAGAAAAUAGUGGCAGACAAUUCAAGUGCAACUUCUCAAUGCAUCACUUUGCAGAAAAAUUUAGGAGAAACCAAUCAAGCUAUGGAUGCUUUGAAAAAUGAAAAUUUCAAUUUGAAGAAAGAAAUGUCACUAGUCUUGAAUAGAGAGAAAAUUCUAGCUGAAAAUUAUGAAAAGAAAAAAAAUGAAGUGGUCAUGUUGAAAGCAGUAACUUUGAGGAAUCAAAAAGAAAAAGAAGAAAUAGAGAUCUCAGUGAAUAUGAUAAGAAAUCAGCUUCCAGCAUUCAAAUUGAAACAUGAAACCAUGAAUAAAGACAUCACAGACAAAAAUAAACAGAUAUUAGAAUUACAACAAGAAAAACAAAAACUUUAUAUGGAAAAAAAUUGGCAGAUAUGUGAAUUAGAAAAAAUCAAAGAAAAAGAUGAACUCAUUUUUGAAAUGAAGAAUGAAAUUAAUGCUCAAAGAGAGAAUAUCAAAAACUAUAUAAGCAGAAUUGAAUCUAUAACCACAGAAAUGCAAAACAAGGAUUCUCUGUAUGCUGAUCUUCAUAAAGAAAAAAACACAUUGGUGAGUGAAAAUCUGCAGCAGAUUCAAAGAUAUGAAAUGGUUCUUCAGCAAUAUAAAGAUUUGUUACUAAACUCUGAAAAAAAAUUCAAUGAUUUGAAAAAAUGCUAUACUGAUAGCACUAAAGCUGUUUCUGAUCUUCAUGUAGAAAUUGAGGCCUUGAAAACAGAACUAGCUCAUAAAAAUCUUAUGGUAUCAGAAAUGUGUAAGAAAUCAGGGAAUCAAUUUGAAGACAUUGAGAAAAAGGAGAAUAUUAUACAAAUUUCCAAUAACAGGAAGGAAGAUCUGCAAUCUAAUUCCCUGAAAAACUUUGGAAAGGAGGAAAAUUGUGUUAAAGAUAAGGAAAUAGAGAAACUGAAUAUUUUGUUGAAAGUUAAGGAUUUGGAGUCAACAGAAAAGCAAAAGAAGCAUGAAGUUAAUACUAGUACUCUGCUGAGAAAAAUUAAAGAGCAAAUUGCAGAAAAAAAAGUAAUUGAAAAACGAUAUACCAUGGAGUUGAACUGUCUGAAAUUAGUACUUGAAACUAUAAAAAAAGAGAAAGAAACCAUAGAGAAUAUUAUUGUUGAGUUACAAGAAAAACUCGAAAAUGUAUCAGCAUGUAGCAAAUGCCAGGAAUAUAAGAAACAGCUGAAUUUUUUGGAGAAGAAUGUUGAGGAAUCAAAAUCUAAUUAUAUUAAUUUGAAACAAAUGUAUGAGGAGAGGAAGAUAAUCAUUGACAAUGUCCAAAAAGAGAAUCAAGAAUUAUCUUCAAUAAAUUCUGCACUCAAUACUGAAAACAGCAAUUUGAAAUAUAAAUACCAAAUGAUACUGACAGAAAAAGCACAUUGGUCUGAAGAAUUAUCUAGCUUGCAAAAAAUAACUGAUGAACAUGCUGAAACAGUCAAAGACUUGAGACAAGCACUGGAGAUAGAAACAUUGAACCAUUCGACAAUAAAGGCAGAAAAAUCACAGUUGGACAUAAAAUUUGCAGAUCUAAUCAACAAAAACGAAUUCAUUUCAGAGGAAAACCAGAUGUUGGAGAUAUCACUGAAAAAUAAAAACGACGAACUCAUUUCAAAUGAGAGAUGCAAACAUUUGAAUGGACUGAAAGGUCAACUGGAAUUGCAAAGUGAAUUACAGUCCGUCAUUAGCGAGAAGUUUUUCUUGCAGAGAUUAAACAACGAUUUAAAAUUUGCUCUAAGAGAACAAGUGAACCUCAACCAGAUUCUUAAAGAGGGAGUUGUUAAACAACAUUCUUUCAUGAGUUUGCCGAAUAUUGUAAGUGAUGUACGAAAGUAUGAUGAGAACUACAUCAACAGUGUGCUUGAGAAAAACAAGAGGUCGUUUGGACAAGGCAAAUUUUCUGAAAUACACAGUUGCCUAGACUCAAUGAGGAAAGAUAUUUUAGCCAUUCAAGAAGACAUAGUUGAGAAGAAUAAGAAGUAUUAGAAGAUUCUCCGUCCAUUAUGCUUUUGCUUAGUGAGAUCUUGGUAGGAAAAUUAAAGGUAAGUUAAUUAUUGUUUUGUAAAUCAAACUAUACUAUUUUUAUUGAUACACUUUGGAUCUACUGACUUGAAUAUUCGCAUAUUUUUUCACCUGAUCAGAUAUUUAAUUGAGAUAUUAAUCAAGGUGGAGACCAUUAAUGGUUCACUAGAGAAUGAUUUCUAUUUUAAAACAAUAUUUUUCAUUCAGUAUAUGUACUUAGCUUCUAUAGUAUUCAAAUUAUCUGUGAUCUAAUAUUAUAAUAUAUUGAUGUUGGUUAGUGGUAGUAUUUAUUAUACAAAUAAAAUUGUUUAAUAUAUAUUAUUUCAAUAGUUUUCGUUGUACUACUAUUGUCAUCUUGAAAACGGUAAAUGAGAAUGAAAUUGUUCAAAUUAUACAGGGUGUUGUCUAACCCAGUGGCUCAAAAUGUUUUUAUUUCUGACAAAUUUGUUCUGAUUUGCUAUUGGCUUCCAAAAUAGACAACCCAUUGCAGUGCAUCAUAAAAAAUAUAGCCUGUUAUGUAUAUUAUAAAAAAGUACUCAACCUGAACCUUUUUUCAACCAUAUUCUAAGAAAUAUUCUAGUAGAAUGAUAAAAAACUGUAAAAAUGAACAAACCUUACAAUAGAGAAAUUAGAACAUUAAUAAUUCUAGUAUAUAUUAAUAGUAUAUGCUGAAUACUUUAUGGAAUGGUAACCCUUUCUCCAAAAUUUCUUUAGCAUGUUUCCUCCUGAAAUCCCAGAGAAAAUGGUCGACAAGAAUUGAGUUGAUUUUACCAGAUCUCAGUUUCUUCACGACAUAUUUUUUCAAAAGUUCUGCCGCUUGUAUCGUGCAUCCCCUUAUUUCAACCUCAUCUAUCUCGCCAUUCUUCAACACUGUAUUACUCCUCAGUUUUCCUAGUAAUUCGUCGCUGUAUUGAAAAACCCCAAACCAAAGGAGAGUUUGAGGUACCCUAUAGUCAGCAAACGCGGUUAUUUCUUCGAUAUCCUCAAAAUGACCGAUAUCCUGGUUUUUAAAGCAGGCCCAGAUAUCGCCCACUAGUAUCUGCGCCCUUUUAUACAGCCCAACUCUCGUUCCAUCGAACUCUGCCUCAUCUCUGAAGCAAGGAAAGUUUUCUACUAUCAGCUUCAGCAAUUUAACGGCACUGUUUUGGGAUUGUUUGACUACAUUCUUGAAGGAGCCAUCGAACUUUUCCAGCAGAACAUUCCCAACCUCGUGCAAGCAUUUCAUUCUUUCCUUGAGAAGAGGCGCUUCUACUUUGGUGUCACUCCUUAAAAUGUUCUUCAGUUGGGCUUCUGUUAUCACAGAAUAAAAGAGGGGGUCCAGGAUAUUUAC